AUGCCAGGCCGCCUGCUCAGUACCCUUGCGAGGGUGGCUCCUACACCACUUCCUAAAUCGGAUUCCACCAAGCCACACGCUGAAGGUCUGCUGCCCCCAGUCUAUUCUUACGACGCUCCACGCGUCAAGGCAAAGUCAAAGUCAGAAGAAUCUCUAGUCAUGGACAUCUUCAACCGCCACAAGCAUGACAAGCAUGCUAAAGAAAAGGAAGAUGCCAAGAAGACGCCCAAGUUCGAGGCACAGGGCGCAGCCUCCAUGAACAUGAGCGUAGAGUCUCCACCAAUCGUCUUCUACAACACCCCCCAGACAUCGACUGGCGCUAUUUUCUCUGGCCAGCUUGUCAUCAACGUACACGACCCCUUCAUCACUGUCGACAAGUUUGAAAUGCGCAUGCUGGCCAUUGUGACCACCAAGAAGCCCGUGGCCCCACAUUGCCCAGAAUGCACCACUCAAACCACGGAAAUCCACAAGUGGGAGUUUCUGACACAUCCCGUCUCGCUGCGUCACGGUCCCCACAACUUCCCCUUCAGUCACCUGCUGCCAGGUCAUCUGCCAGCUACCACACAUGGUAGCCUUGUCACUGUCGACUAUUACCUGUCCGCUGUUGCUACCACCUCUUCGGGCAAGAUUACUUACAAGCGCAAUCUGGACGUCAAGCGCGCUAUUUUUCCGGGUGCGGAGAAGCAUUCUAUUCGUAUCUUCCCGCCGACCAAUCUUACGGCUUCCGUCAAGCUGCCGCCAGUAAUCCACCCUAUCGGCGAUUUUCCCAUUGAAAUGCGCCUUUCUGGAAUCGUUCAAAACAAGGCAGACUCGCAAACGCGAUGGAGACUGCGCAAACUCAACUGGCGCAUUGAAGAGACGCAAAAGUUCAUUUCCCCAGCUUGCGCCAAGCACAUUUCCAAGGUUGGUGGUGAGGGCAAGGGCGUUCUCCAUGAGGAUGUCCGUGCCAUUGCCAACGAAGAGGUCAAGACGGGUUGGAAGACCGACUUUGAAAAGGGCGAGAUCGAUGUCGAAUUCCAGGCCGCCUGCAACAUGGCCCUGAAGCCUCUUUGCGACCUGGAAAGCUCAAACGGCAUGAGCGUCAAGCACAACUUGAUCAUUGAAAUGGUUGUUGCUGAGGAGUGGGCACCACUCAAGAAGCUCAGCCAAGCUACCCCUACCGGCGCCGCCCGUGUUCUGCGCACUCAAUUCCAUUUGAUCCUUACCGAGCGACCAGGCAUGGGUAUUGCUUGGGAUGAGGAGCAGCCUCCGCUCUACGAAGAUGUUCCCGUCAGCCCACCCACAUACGUCGAAGAAUGCGAGUACCCCUUUUCCAACAUGAGCUCUCGGUCUGGUAGCUUCAGCCUUGACCGGUAG
This is a messenger RNA of Bipolaris oryzae ATCC 44560, 1356 nucleotides long. RefSeq lists its product as uncharacterized. Gene Ontology annotation, molecular function: ubiquitin protein ligase binding; protein-macromolecule adaptor activity. The transcript has a single exon. The record is from RefSeq and is a predicted model, not a curated record. Gene Ontology annotation, cellular component: cytosol; cytoplasm; plasma membrane. Bases 1 to 1356 code for a protein of 451 amino acids. Gene Ontology annotation, biological process: ubiquitin-dependent endocytosis. NCBI's taxonomy places the organism in Eukaryota, Fungi, Ascomycota, Dothideomycetes, Pleosporales, Pleosporaceae.